Camellia sinensis is the source of this 435-nucleotide messenger RNA. The record is from RefSeq and is a predicted model, not a curated record. NCBI's taxonomy places the organism in Eukaryota, Viridiplantae, Streptophyta, Magnoliopsida, Ericales, Theaceae.
AUGAAGGAUCUGGGACCAUUGCAGUAUUUUCUUAGUAUUGAAGUGGCUUCUUCUCCCAAGGGUUACUUUCUAUCCCAAGCUAAGUAUGCCAACGAGGUUAUCCAUUGUGCCAGGCUUACUGACACUAAGCUUUCUGAUACCCCCAUUGAGCUCAAUGUGAAGCUUAACACUACUGAUGGUGUUCCUCUGGAUGAUCCUACGUUAUAUCGCGAACUUGUGGGUUGUUUAGUCUAUCUAACAGUUACUCGCCCUGAUCUUGCCUAUGCUGUUCAUGUGGGCUUGCUAUUCUCUUAUACUUCUUCGUUAGAUUUGGUGGCCUAUGUUGAUGCUAAUUGGGCUGAUGAUGUUAAUGAUCGUAAAUCUACUUCUGGAUUAGGAAUUAGUGUUAAUGUUCUAUAUCUAAUAGAACACUAUAUCAAUGAUGUAUUUGUUUAG